Molecule: messenger RNA, 616 nt
Organism: Schizophyllum commune H4-8
Lineage: Eukaryota; Fungi; Basidiomycota; Agaricomycetes; Agaricales; Schizophyllaceae
Exons: 1
Coding region: 54-563 (169 amino acids)
Source: RefSeq, a predicted model, not a curated record
CCGCAUUAGAUACAAAGCUGUCCCUGGGUCGAGGACCGCGAGGAUUGGGGGAAAUGAAGAUGUUGGACGCCGAGGACGCCGAGCUCGCCGUGGACAGCCGGCGGGCAAGCGCAGCCGGCAGAGGCGGUACAGGCGGUGCGCCCCGCGAGUUGAUCGACGUUCGCGCAUUCGUGAAGCUCGUCUUCGGCGUCGCGUACGGCGUAUUCGACGACGACCCCGAGGACGACACGCUGCUCUGCGACGGCUGCGGCUGCAGGUGCGAGCUCGCCCCCGUGCCAAAGGUUGACGUCGACGGUUGCCUCGCGGCCCGCUCUUUCUCCACCUCGGACAGGCGCAGGCCAAGCUCGUUGUCUGCUGGCGGCUCGGGUACGUCAUCUGAGGGUAACGGGUCUAGUCGACGUGGCUCCGAGCUGGCGCUAGUCGUCUCUCGCGAAUGGAGGGCGCCGAACUCGUCGACGACGGAGCUCGCCCUGGAGUCGACGGAGCCGCGGGAGCGAUACGCCGCAUAUUGGCCUCCGGAGGCACGACUAUCGACGGAGCCCCUUGGGCGGAACCAGGUCUGAUCGAUGGACCCGCGGUACGAUGAAGGGCGUGUGCCCCGGGAUGAAAUGCUGCG